Molecule: messenger RNA, 5503 nt
Organism: Apis laboriosa (Himalayan honeybee)
Lineage: Eukaryota; Metazoa; Arthropoda; Insecta; Hymenoptera; Apidae
Product: protein artichoke-like
Exons: 5
Coding region: 268-4560 (1430 amino acids)
Cellular component (GO): extracellular matrix
Molecular function (GO): protein binding
Source: RefSeq, a predicted model, not a curated record
UGUUGGCGCGCUCUGGGACAUUGUGGUAAUAAAUGUGGUGAGCUGACGUGUGGUGCGGGUUUUCCAUUGAGUUUCUUGCGCCUCGACUCUGUGAUCUCGUCGGGCUGAUCUACAGGGGGGAUUUUAAAAGGGAUUUCGUCCUUGUUCGGAAUUUCCGGAUCGAGGGAAGGCUACGCUUCGAUAAAGGGAAGCAUCAUCGAUCGUCGUCGAGAGAAACGAUGAGCGGUUUGGGACGAGCCGGGAACAGAGCGGCGCGAUAAUAAUAAUAUGUGGACGACUUGGCCGCGGACGAAGCGCAAGUGGCGGGACUCGGGCUCGUCUCGAAGCGGGCGAAAGCCUGGCGGCAACCGCGACGGUUUCCGUUUCAUCUAUUCGGUGGUGUUGGCGGCCUGCAUGACGGCACAGGAAGCGAGGAGCGCCAAGUGUCCGCCGCCUGACACGAUGCCCGGCUGUCCUUGUUACAAUUUCGAGGACGGGCUGUUCCUGGAAUGCGCCGGGGCCACCGAGGAAUCCCUGAGGACCGCUUUGUCCGGUGUGAUACACGCAGCUGAAGGGGAAGGUGCGAUAGUUCAAUCUCUGAGCGUUUACGAGCUGGACAGAAGAGUGGAGGAGCUUCGUUCCGUCGCGUUCCCCGCCGGCUCUCAGAUCAGGCAUUUGCAGAUAUCCCACUCGGCGAUACGCGAGAUAAGCGAGGACGCGUUCAAACGAUUGAGCAAAAGCUUGGAAUCGUUGGCGUUGGUGUCGGGCCGGCUACCCCACGUGCCGCAGAAAGCUUUGGCCACGUUGUCCUCCCUGAAGGCGCUCGACUUGGAGGCGAAUCUGGUCCACGAGCUUCCCAGUUACAGUUUUUACGGAUUGUCGUUGAUCAAGUUGAAUCUGAAGGGGAAUCAGAUAAUAAAAAUAUCGGAGUACGCGUUCGCCGGGCUGGAAGACACUCUCACGGAUCUGAACCUGGCCGAGAACAAGAUCAGAGUAUUCCCUAUGACGUCCCUGAGGAGAUUGGAGCACCUGACGUCUCUCAGGCUUGCCUGGAACGAGGUAUCCGAGCUACCCGAGGACGGAUACUCCAGAUUAGACGCCCUCAACUUUCUCGAUCUGACCAGCAACAAUUUCAAAAAGAUACCGCUCAAUUGUUUCCGAUGUUGCCCGUCCCUGAAGAUUCUCUCUCUGUACUACAACGCGGUCGAGUUCGUGGACAAGGACGCGUUCAUCUCGUUGAUCGACCUCGAGUCCAUCGAUCUGAGCCACAACAAGAUCGUAUCCCUGGACGUGAACACGUUCAGGGCGAAUCAAAGGCUGAGAUCGAUAGAUCUCAGCAACAAUCACAUCCAUUACAUACGCGGCGUGUUCUCCAAGUUGCCCGAGUUGAAGGAGUUGUUCCUCGCGGAGAACAACAUUCUGGAAAUACCGGCGGAGACGUUCGCCGGUAGCACGAGCCUGUCGGUGAUCUAUCUUCAACAGAACGCGAUCAGGAGGAUCGACGCUAGGGGUCUGGCCACGUUGAGCCAAUUGGCCCAGUUGCAUCUGAGCGGGAACUACAUCGAGAAAGUGCCGCGCGAUUUUCUCGAGCACUGCGACAAUCUGUCCACGUUGUCCCUCGAUGGGAACAACAUCCGCGAAUUGGAGGUGGGAACAUUCGCGAAGGCGAAAUCGUUGAGGGAGCUUCGACUGCAGGACAAUCAGAUUACCGAGGUGAAGCGAGGCGUGUUCGCCCCGUUGCCAUCCUUGUUGGAGCUCCAUCUGCAAAAUAACGCGAUAACCGACAUGGAGACGGGCGCUCUGAGAUCCCUGCACAGUCUGCAGCACGUGAAUCUUCAAGGUAAUCUGCUCGCGGUGUUGGGCGACGUGUUCCAAGUGUCGAACGACGUGGGCCAAAAUGGGAACAGCGGCAGCUCGUUGGUCUCGAUUCAAUUAGACAACAACGGGCUCGGCGUGCUCCACAACGACUCUCUGAGAGGGCAAGCGUCGGUAAGGAUCAUGUGGCUCGGUCACAACAGAUUAACCCGUCUCCAGGCUCCUUUGUUCAGGGACCUGUUGCUGGUCGAGCGAUUAUAUCUCACGAAUAACUCCAUCUCGCGGAUCGAGGACACGGCCUUCCAACCGAUGCAGGCGCUCAAAUUCCUCGAGCUGAGUAUGAACCGUUUGAGCCACGUCACCGUCAGAACUUUCUCGGAAUUGCACGAGCUCGAGGAACUUUACCUGCAGGACAACGGGCUGCGACGCUUGGACCCGUACGCGUUGACCGCCCUCAAGCGACUUCGCGUCCUCGACCUGGCCAACAAUCACUUGAACGUGCUCCACGACAAGAUCUUCCAGGAGGGAUUGCCCAUCAGAACGUUGAAUCUCAGGAACUGUACCGUGAGCGUGAUAGAGAACGGGGCGUUCAGGGGAUUGAACAACCUGUACGAGUUGAAUUUGGAGCACAAUCACCUCACCGCGUCCACGUUGAACCGUCUCGACAUCCCGGGAUUGAGAGUCCUCAGAAUAUCGUACAACAAUUUCAGUCAGAUCAACGGGAACUCGUUGGACGGAUUGCCGUCCCUUCAACACCUGGCCAUGGACUCCUCCCAAUUGUACAGAAUGCCCCCGGAGAUAUUCUCGAAGAACAAGAACCUUGCCAAGCUUCUGUUGAGCAACAAUCGCCUCCGUACCUUGCCCACCUUGCUCUUCCUCGGUUUGGACGCGUUGAAGGAAGUGAGAUUGGACGGCAACCAAUUCCAAGAGAUCCCGUACGAGGUGUUCGCGAACGCGACCACAGUCGAGUUCUUGUCGUUGGCCAACAACGCGAUCGUGAACGUGGACAUGUCGCGGAUGAACGGAUUGGCCAGUCUUCGGGAGCUCGAUCUACGCGCCAAUUACAUCAUAUCCCUUUCCGGUUUCGCAAGCGUGAACCUAUCCCGUCUCAUAUCCGUCGACCUGAGCAACAAUCACCUGACCGCCCUGCCCGCAAACUUCUUCGCCCGCUCGAACCUGCUUCGAAAAGUCGAGUUGGCAGCCAACAAAUUCCAUCAGAUACCGGCUGUCGCGUUGUCCGCGCAGAACGUACCGAACCUGACCUGGCUGAACGUCACCGCAAAUCCAUUGGUCAGGAUACACGAGAUCAGCUCGAAGGCCAAGUACCCAGCCCUCCAAGAGAUACACAUAUCGGGGACUAACUUGAGCAUAGUAACCAGCCAAGAUUUCGAGGCGUUUCCGGCGUUGAUGCACCUGUUCAUGGGGAGCAACAUGAUCUCGAGGGUGUCGCCGAGCGCGUUUCGCAGCUUGAUCGAGCUACUGACCUUGGACCUGAGCGUGAACGAGCUCGAUUUCCUGCCGCAGGAGAGGUUGAAAGGGUUGGAACACCUGAGGAUACUUAAUCUCACGCACAAUCGGUUGAAGGAGCUGGAAGAUUUCCCGCCCGAUCUGAAGGCUCUCCAAGUGUUGGACCUCUCGUACAAUCAGAUCAGCGGAGUGGGCAGGACCACGUUCCAACAUCUCGAGAAUCUCGCCGAGCUUCAUUUGUACGGGAAUUGGAUAUCCUCCAUCUCGCCUGACGCUUUCAAACCGUUGAAGAAACUGAGAAUCCUCGAUCUGAGCAGAAACUAUUUAGCGAAUUUACCGUUGAACGCGUUCAGGCCACUCGAGACGCAAAUACGAAGUCUUCGCGCGGAAGAGAAUCCACUGCAUUGCGACUGCGAGUCCCAGGAGCUUUGGGAGUGGCUGCGAGAUCAUCAGAAGUUGGUGGGGGGCGGCGUUGCCCGAAAUCGAGGGGGUGGGUUGCGAAUGAACGACGUGGACAGCGGAUUGCUGAGGUGCCAACAGCCGCCGGAAUUGCGGGGCCUGGUGUUCCUCGAGUUGGACCCGCACGCCUUCUGUUCCGCGCCCCUCGUCCUGAAACUCGCGAUCCAGGACAUUCAACCGUUUUCCGUGUUGGUCUCCUGGCAGAGUAGAAAUCACUCGGGUAUCCGGGGAUAUCAGGUGGCCUAUCACGCCAUGGAGAACAUCGAGGAGUUUCAGACGCUGGCGAAGAUACUCGAGCCGAAUUCACGUUCCACGAAAUUGUCCAAGCUCUUGCCAAACACUCGGUAUUUGAUCUGCGUGUUUGGAUUGGGAAACUGGAUGAGCCAACGUCUCGAGGAGGACACGGUGGAUCAAUUUAACUUCUCCAACCACGAGACGUUCGAAUCGUCGUCGGAUAUGCAAAUGGCGGAUUCGUCCACGAGCCGUUGCACCGAGGUGAAAACACUCGAGACGCCCGAGGCGGUGAUCAGUAGCGACGGCUCGUCGAUGGGUGACGUGGGAAGCGUGAGCAGCUUCCUGACAAGGCGCCUCGGCCUGAUAGUCGGUUGCUGCAUGGGAUUCGUUGUGUUUCUUCUCCUCGUUUCCGUCCUCGGUUAUCUGAAGGUGAAGAAGCAAAGGGAGACGGUGAAAAGGGAGCAACCGAUCCCUCCCGAGUACAUCUCCUACAGGCACUUCAGCAUACAGAGCGGGGAGGCAGGCCACGUGGCCAGACAGACGAGCCAAGACGGCCAACAGUCCAACUUCAUCAACAGCAUGGGGAACACUAAUCUGAACGUAUGAGACAAGUUGAAAAACUCCCGAGGCGUGGAGGUUUCGAACGUUUGAUCCAACCUUCUACGAAUUCUCCCACGUCAAACGUGUCAAACGUGAAACGCUCCAAACUCGCGGUAGUUUUUUUCUCCUCGAUCGAACGGACGAAGUCAUAUCGAUUGUAUAAUAAGGACGAGGAUUCUCGAUAUAUAGAAAGAUCGUAUCGGGAUGGAAAGAAAUCUUCGUUCAGCCAAAAAGAGAAAAAAAUAAAAAAAAGUACGUGCGCGUGUUUGUGCAAACGCCAAGUGAUCCGCGAUCGCUAGAGAUUAACCGAGCGUUUUAUAUGUGAUUUUCUACGAAUCUUUACUUCGUUCGAUGUAGCCUUUACGCGGAGGUGGAACGCAACGGGAAUGAGGUUUAAUCGUUGUGCGCACCCGUGUGUGUGUGUGUGUGUGUGUAUGUGGUGUGUUGUGUGUAUCCAGUGAAUCGGGCUGCGAAAUUGUAACCCGAAGGAUCAGAGAACUUCAUUACGCGGCACGUCGCGUUUGCUGGACGAUUUACGGGUAAACAACGCAACGCAAGGACCUAUUCGGACCUCCCCGGUACACGAUGCAUUGUGUUUUCUAAAUGGCUCGGCAAACCAUCGUGCGCGUGGUAUUCCCUGUAAAGAGGGGGAGGGGGAGGGACAAUGCGACCCGUCGCGUCGUUUCGAGUAAGUGCAUUCUUGAAUUUCCGCUUGCAACGCGCCAAGGGACCUGCAACCUGGCAGACAAUGAUGAAUCGCGCGCGACCAAGGUACAGGCCGUUCUUGUAUACCGUUAUACGCGUAUAUAUUUGUACAUAAGUGAACAGUAUCGAAUCGUUGUUCGCUUGCGAGUGAGUGAGUGAGGGAACGAAAAGAACGAGAACGAGAAAGAGAGAGAGAGAGAGAGAGAGAGAGUUUAAGAAGAAUUCGAAGAAAAUUUCAAUGAAA